AUUAUUCAUGAGCUAAUGCACAUAUGGAGUUCUAAUGAAAAAAGUUGCAGUGUCAGUAAUCCCUUUAGAAGUGAUUAACCUUUUUUGGAGUGCACUAUAUUGCCAAAAGUAUUGGGACACCCUUCCAAAUCAUUGGAUUCAGGUGCUCCAAUCACCUCUAUGGCCACAGGUAUGCAGACUGCUUCUACAAACAUUUGUGAAAGAAUGGGUCACUCUCAGGAGCUCAAUGUAUUCAAGCGUGGUACCAUGAUAGGUUGCCACCUGUGAAUUAAAUCCAUCCGUGAAAUUUCCUUGCUACUAAAUAUUCCACGGUCAACUGUUACUGGUAUAUUAACAAUGUGGAAGCAACUGGGAACAACAGCAACUCAACCACAAAGUGGUAGGCCACAUAAAAUGACAGAGGAGCCAGCGCAUGCUGAAGAACAAGGUGAGAAGAAGUCGCCAACUGUCUGCAGAGUCAAUAGCAAAAAACCUCCAAACAUUUUGUGACCUUCAGAUUAGCACAACAACAGUGCAUAGAGAGCUUCAUAGAAUGGGUUUACAUGGCCGAGCAGCUGCGUCUAAGCCUUACAUCACUAAGUUCAAAGCAAAGCGUCAGAUGCAGUGGUGUAAAGCACGCCACCAGUGGACUCUAAAGCAGCAGAGAUGUGUUCUCUGGAGUGAUGAAUCACACUUCUUUGUUUGGCAAUCCAAUGGACAGUACUUG
Molecule: messenger RNA, 706 nt
Organism: Staurois parvus
Lineage: Eukaryota; Metazoa; Chordata; Amphibia; Anura; Ranidae
Source: the annotation of a GenBank genome assembly